GGAGUGGAGUGGUGGUUCCUCUAGAAAACCGGCUCUGCAACAGCCUACGCGCCCCAAGAUGCGGGAGAUUCGCGGCAGUUUCCCACGGUACAGCCUCAGAGAUACACCCUGCUAACCACCGUGUGCGAUCGUGCGUUCCCAUGUGAUGCUGGCCGGCAGUGUGUAGGAGUGGCGAACUCGGUUUUGGUUCCCCCACCCCACCGUUCCCAAAAACCAUCUCCUUCAAUCCGGCAGUUCGGCGAUUUAUUGUGCUUUUCCGGUGCUUCGCCCUCGGGAUACGGCGAAUCAAAUCAGUUACCAACACUUUCCCUGCCACCGACGGGGGACGGAGCGGAAAAUUGCGUCCACGUUUGCGGCCACGGAUUGGGGAACGCCUUGCUCCAACAACGACACCAGCUGUUAGCACUUUCUUUCGACGACCACCGAUCGUUCCUUAAACCGUUUGAGAGGAGACCACACCUUGGCGAUCGAGAUCGCCGACCAUCAUCGCUGUGAAGAGUUGUGCCUUGCCUGAACAAUAUUGUGGUGGUGUAGCUUGGGAGAAUAGCCGUGCCUACAAAGGGACCAGGGUGAUAGGCAAUGAUCGGAGCGGACCAAGCCGCAGUCGAAGUCGUCGUCAGCACCAUCGCAGUACAGCUAGACGCGCGCGUGUCGAAAGAUUUCUCUCAAGAGACACGAGACGAUCGUCAUCAUCACACCGCGUGGUGCUCGCUAGAUCGCGGGAGAGAUCGUGGUUUGUGGUUGAGACUUUCCCGAGUCCCAAGAGCCGUCGCAGGCGCCAGCACACGCACCAAACGACAACCAAACUCGUUUCUGCUCUCGAUCUGUAACGAACUCGAGACCCACUGUACAGGUGGUCCGUCGAUCGUCGCCGCCGUUCCAAAAGAGGAAACAAAAUGGAAACAAAUUUGAUUCGCGUGCUCGAGGGUCAGUAUCUGGACGAGUUGACGAGUGAGUUGUGUGAUUUUUCGCUGGAAGAACAGAAUGCGGCCACCGAAGCGCAGGGAGUGAAGCCACUGGCAUCGUCCGAUUAUGUGCCGAUCGUGGGCAAAACGGUGACCUAUGUCGUUGCGUGCGUGAUUGUCAACGAUGCCAACGAGGUGCUGAUGAUGCAGGAAGCGAAAGAAUCGUGUGCCGGCAAAUGGUACCUGCCCGCUGGUCGGAUGGAACCGGGCGAAACGAUCGUUGAGGCUGGGGUACGUGAGGUGCUCGAGGAGACCGGAUUGAAGGUGGAAAUUAGUACAUUGCUGGCGGUUGAGACAGCCGGUGGAUCGUGGUUCCGGUUCGUGCUUACUGGCAACGUGGUUGGCGGAACAUUGAAAACACCCUCGCAGGCGGACCAGGAAUCGAUACAGGCCAAGUGGUGCGCACAUCUUAACGAGCUGUCUCUACGGGCAAAUGAUAUUCUGCCGAUCGUCGAGCUAGCACGCAGCUACCGGACGCGGGUACCGAAGGAUCCCAACUGGCAUCGCGAUAUACUGCCGGCGCGUAAGGCUCACUACAAGAACUAUCUCCGGGUUGUGGUGGCCAUCAAGAACAAGACGACCAACCAGGUUUACGUACUGCUAAGCGAAAAGACGGCUUAUCACUUCCCGACCGUCGAAAUACACCCGGGACGUAGUCUACACUCGACGUUGAAAAAGUUCAUGAUCGAACUAUUCGGAGCAGAUCUGCCACAGCAUCGGCCACAUGGUGUGCUGAGUGUCGAGCAUCAUACCAGUGGCACCCAGGCCAAUCCAACCGAUGGAAUGUGCCUUACCGUGCUCGUCAUCUGCCGGCCCUCGAUCGAAGCGGUAUCACUGAUCGGUAAAUGUAUCUGGCACGAGUUGAACAAGGAUCUGAGUGCCCGUUUGGCGAUGGCCGUGGCCGGCAAAAAUGCUACCUUUCAGCUGCACGUAGUGCGAUAGGUUACGUUAAUGUUUUGUAUAUUUCCUCUUUUUUCUUUUAACGAAACGAGUGUAGUCCCGAAACCUUUGGUAUUAGUUUUUGUAUUCGUCGGGGUACACGAGAAAGGGAACGUAAAGUAUUUGUUACAUUAUGAUUUACGUACAUAAACCAACCAAACGAGAUAUGUAGACAUAAGAAUUGCGAAACGGAUACGCAGCGGACGGGGUGUGUUCUGUUCAGUAAAUGAUUUUAUACUAAGCGUUAAAUCGGUGUUUGUCUUUAUUAACCCAGACUUCCAGGUGCAUUUUAUUUGCGUUUUUCUGUGCGAAAGGGGUUUCUUCUGAUUAAAUUACUCUUUCCUACGAUUACUUAUGUGUGUUGAAGUAAUUAUGACUUCAUUUUCCUUUUUGGUGAAAAAGUUUGUAGUUCAUGUUAACGACGAGUGCACGUGGGCCUGGA
Molecule: messenger RNA, 2346 nt
Organism: Anopheles darlingi
Lineage: Eukaryota; Metazoa; Arthropoda; Insecta; Diptera; Culicidae
Product: 8-oxo-dGDP phosphatase NUDT18
Exons: 3
Coding region: 897-1907 (336 amino acids)
Molecular function (GO): magnesium ion binding; 8-oxo-GDP phosphatase activity; 8-oxo-dGDP phosphatase activity
Source: RefSeq, a predicted model, not a curated record